CUGGGCCGAGUCAACCCUCACUGCGGAUCAACGGCCUCAACGCAAAAAAAUCCCGCAUCCCUUAUCUUCUCACCAUGCGCGAUCUCUCCUCGCUCCUCGCGAGCCGCGGCCUCGCUCACCUGCAGCCGACGCUCGACGAGGAGGCGCUGACGCUUCCGCUGCUGCGGAUGAUCUCCGAUCUCUCCUCUGCCCUCGCAGAGCUCGGCAUCUCGGAGGAGGACGCCGCCGCCCUCCAGCACGCGGUGCACGGGCCCGCCGCCGCCGCGUCGGCGUCGACCGGGACAGCGUCCCUCGCUCCGCCAGCCGGCGGCGGCGGCCUUCCGCCAGCCGGCUCGCUCCGGCACCUGCGAGUCGCGGUCGUUGGCCACAGCGGCUACUUUGCGGGCGACUCGUAUGGUGGCGCAACCCGCGCCAGCCUGGCCCUCAUCCGCGAGGCAUUGCGGCUCUGCGGCGGCGGCUCUGUCGACGUGUUGGCGCUCACUCCUAAGCCGCUGCCAGAGGGCCUCGUCUACGCGCUCGGAGUUGCCGACGGAGCUGCAGGCGGCGGCGGCGGCGGCGGUGGCGGAGAUGGAGGCGGCGGCGGCGGCGGAGGCGGCGGCGGAGGCGGCGGAGGUGGAGGAGGCGGCGGAGGUGGAGGAGGCGGCGGCGCGGCGGCGCGGCGGCCGCUCGUUGCGCGGCACAGGUGGGAAGGCCACGACGUGCUGAUUGGCGCAGAGGCGGCGCUCGUGCAGGCGACGCGGCGCCGCUCGUACGAUGUGGUGCUCUCCCUCUCCCUCGAGGCGCCGCUGCUGCAGCUUGCCGUUUGCUUGCAGUCGGACGCGCUGUACGCGAUGGGCCACGACGACCUGCUCCAAGGCCACAACUACUACCUGCCGCCCUUUGGGCCGUUCAAGAGGCACCCGCCCGCCGACGGGCACGCGGAGCUGCUGCGGCGCGUCGACUGCAUCCUUUCGCCGUGCGAGCACCACUGCGCAUACCUCCGCCGCUGGGGGCCGCAGCAGCCACGCCUCUGCACACGCCCGCUCUGGGCAGCCAAGUACCACUACUUCCUAGACACUUCCGUGGACACCUCCGAGACACUUCCUGGAACUUCCGAGACACUUCCUAGACACUUCCCAGACACUUCCUAGACACUUCCUGGACACUUCCUAGACACUUCCUAGACACUUCCUAGGCAGCCGACUACCACUACUUCCACUCCGGGCUGCCCGCCGACCCGGCGGCGGCGGCGGCGAAAGGGGCGGCGGCGGAGGGGGCGGCGGGGGCGCCCUCCUUGCCCGAAGCGAUGCGCCCGUGGGAGGCGGCGCAUGUGUACGUGACCCUCGUGAGCCCCUGCCCAGCGAAGGGGCUGUCGCUGCUGCUCGCUCUCGCAAGGGCGAUGCCGCGGGUGGCCUUCGCCGCCGUGGCGACGGGAUGGACAGACCCCGCCUCGCGUGAGCUGCUCGAGUCCGCUCCGAACAUCGCGCUACUCCCGCCCGACGACGACGUCGACGUCAUCUUUCGGCGGACGCGCGUCCUGCUCGCUCCGUCUCUCUGGCAGGAGUGCUGCCCGCUCGUUGUGAUGGAGGCGCUGCUGCGCGGCAUCCCCUGCGUCUCGUCGGACGUGGGCGGCUUGCCCGAGGCAAACCUCAACGCCGAGCUCGUCGCGCCAGCCUCGCUCUCCUUCGACCAUGCCCGGGGCACGAGGCCCCGCCACUGUGUGUGUGUGUGUGGAGACGUGGACCUGACCUCCCCUUACCACGCCCGAGGCUCGCUCGUGCGCGGCGCUUCGAACGCUCAGCUCGAGCAGCGGCUUGGCGCCGACCCGCCGCUUCCCGACGCGCGGGAGCGAGCGAAGGCGCUC
This is a messenger RNA of Emiliania huxleyi CCMP1516, 1843 nucleotides long. RefSeq lists its product as hypothetical. The transcript has 15 exons. The coding region runs from base 75 to 1130 and encodes 351 amino acids. The record is from RefSeq and is a predicted model, not a curated record. NCBI's taxonomy places the organism in Eukaryota, Haptophyta, Isochrysidales, Noelaerhabdaceae.